Messenger RNA from Colletotrichum karsti, 1581 nucleotides. Its product is annotated as lactose permease. Gene Ontology annotation, molecular function: carbohydrate:proton symporter activity. Gene Ontology annotation, biological process: carbohydrate transport; transmembrane transport. Lineage: Eukaryota; Fungi; Ascomycota; Sordariomycetes; Glomerellales; Glomerellaceae. The record is from RefSeq and is a predicted model, not a curated record. Gene Ontology annotation, cellular component: membrane. The transcript has 6 exons. The coding region runs from base 1 to 1581 and encodes 526 amino acids.
AUGGGCUUCCUCAAGUCGAAAGCUGACAAGAAGACGGCCGAGCAGGCCGUCGGAUCAGACUUAGCAGCAGUCCUGCCCGAAAACCCUGCACCAUGGUACCGCACUAGACAUUUGCUUCUGCUGAACCUGACUCUGCUGGUUCCGAUGUUUUCGUCAGCUUCGGUUGGCUUCGACGGCGCCAUGAUGAACGGACUUCAGACAAUCGAACAAUGGCGCGGCUACUUUGGUCACCCAAGCCCACCGAUUCUUGGGACGAUGAACGCCGUCUACCCGAUCGGCAAGAUCAUGGGUCUUAUCCCGACAACCUGGAUGGCAGACAAGUAUGGUAGAAAGUCGCCCAUGUGGGUUGGGUUCUUCCUCCUCCUCCUGGGUGCUGCUCUCCAGGGCGCCAGUGUCAGCCUGCCCAUGUUCAUCGUCUCGCGUUGGCUCCUCGGUGCCGCGACUGCUUUCAUCGCGCAGCCCGCGCCGAUCCUCGUCACCGAGCUUGCCUACCCGACCCAGCGCGGCAAGAUCAGUGCGCUCUAUAACACAUUCUUCUUCUUCGGGGCUAUCCUCGCAGCUUGGUCUACAUAUGGAACUUUCCGUCUCCCCUCGACAUGGAGUUGGAGAAUCCCGUCGAUAUUGCAGGGUGCCCUCCCCGCGAUUCAGUGCGCGUUCUUCUACUUCGUGCCCGAGUCACCAAGAUGGCUAGUCGCCAAUGGCAAGACUGAAGUUGCACGAGAGGUUAUUACCCGCUACCACGCCGGCGGUGACUCGUCUGCGCCACUCGUCGACUAUGAGAUCAAGGAGAUCGAGGAGAACCUCCGCAUCGAAAUGGAGGCUUCCAAGGAGUCUUCUUACCUGGAUCUCGUCAAGACUGCGCCCAACCGUCGCCGUACACUUAUUGUCAUGAUCAUUGGCCUUGGUGCUCAAUGGGCUGGCAAUGGCGUUAUCUCAUACUAUCUAACACUGGUGCUCAACACGGUGGGAAUCACGGCAACCAAGGAUCAGGCCCUCAUCAACGGCCUCCUGCAGUUGUUCAACUGGUUCGCGGCCGUGUUCGCCGGUGCCAUGAUGGUCGACCGUCUCGGCCGCCGCAAGCUCUUCCUGAUCUCGACCGCAGGCAUGCUGGUCUGCUACGUCAUCUGGACCGUCCUUACCAGCGUGUUCGCGAGGACGAAAGACGAGAAGGCCGGAUACACCGUGGUGGCUUUCAUCUUCAUCUACUACUUCUUCUACGACAUCGCCUGGUCUCCUCUCCUCAUGGCUUAUCCGGUCGAGAUUAUGCCGUACACCCUCCGCGGCAGGGGACUGACCAUUUCGUUGGGAUCUACUUUCGUGGGUCUCAUCAUCGGACAGUUCGUCAACCCCAUCGGCAUGGCUAACCUGGGCUGGAUGUACUACAUUGUCUUCUGCUGUAUCUUGGCGAUUCUCUUCGUCCUCAUCUUCUUCCUCUUCCCAGAAACCAAGGGGCGGACGUUGGAGCAGAUCGCUGAGGUCUUUGAUGGCAAGAGACAUGCGCUUGGUGAUAUCAACGUCGGAAGAGAGAAGCUGGAGGAUGAUUUCGUGGAGGUGGAGAAUGUCACAGACAGGAAGGCUUGA